AUGUCUUGUUCCCUGGACGUUUCCACAGGAUUCCUUUGGAGCACCUUGAGGAUGAGCAUCAGGACCCCACCCACACUCCUGCAGCUGGCAGCAGAGAGCCUGCUGAGGGACCAGGCCUCGGCCAUCGCAGCUCUGGAGUACCUGCCCGCCGAGCUCUUCCCGCAGCUGUUCAUCCAGGCCUACCGUGGUAGAUGUCUCCAGGUCCUGAAGGCGAUCACACAAGCCUGGCCCUUCACUGUCCUCCCUCUGGGCUGUCUGCCAGACCUGUCACUGGACGUGGUCUUUAAAGCCCUGUUGGAUGGGCUUGACGUUGUGCUUGCCCAGGAGGUUCGCCCCAGGAGGUGCAAACUGCGGGUGCUGGAUUUAAGGUACAUGGCUCCCAACUUCUGGAAAAUAUGGUGUGGAGACAGCACCCAGAAGUACUCACCGAUUUUUCCAGUGACUGAGCACAGGUCCAGCCCCAACAUGGAGCAUCCCUUAGCUCCCGUGGAGGUGUUCCUAGACCUUAACUUCAAUGCAAGCAACAGGGAAGAGUUUCUCAUGUACGUCAUCCAAUGGGCCCAGCAGAGGGAAGGGCUGGUACACCUGUGCUGCAAGACGCUGAGGAUUGCUGCGGUGCCCUUCUACAGGGUGAGGAAGGUCCUGGAUGCGGUGCAGCUGGACUGCAUCCAGCAGGUGGACCUGAACUGCACCUGGGACCUGACCACCCUGGGGACGUUUGCUCGUUAUAUGGGGCAGAUGAGGAACCUGCAGAAACUCUUUCUCUUCCACAUCCAAGUGCUGGGUGAAGAGGAGGAGGAUGAGGAAUACGAGGAAGAUGAGGAAGAGGAGCUGGAUUGGGAAGAGGAAGAGGAACUGGAUUGGGAGGAUGAUGAACUGGAAUUGGAGGAUGAUGAUGAGCAGGAUUUGGAAGAUGAUGAACUGGAAUUGGAGGAUGAUGAUGAGCAGGAUUUGGAGGAGGAAGAGGAAUUGGAUUGGGAAGAGGAGUGGGCGAGGGAGGAGCAAGAGGAACAGAUAUCCUUUUUCCAGUUUUUCUCUCAGAUGCUCAGCCCACUGCACCUCUGCGAGCUGGUCCUGGAUUCCCCCUCCUUCCUCCGAGGCCGUCUGCACCAGAUGCUCAGGUGCCUGCAGUCCCCCUUGGAAAAACUCCUCAUUAAUCGCUGCCGGCGCCUGACCCAUUCAGACCUGACGCACCUGUUCCAGUGCCCGCACCUCAGGCAGCUGAAGUCCCUGCGUCUGUGUUGUGCCAGCCUCGCCGGUUUUAGUCCUGAGCCCCUCCGAGCUCUGCUGGAGGCAUUGGCACCCACCCUCCAGGUACUGCACCUCGAGAACUGUGCCAUGGUGGACUCUCAAGUUGAGGCCAUCCUGCCUAUCCUGAGCCGCUGUCACCAGCUGAGAGAGUUCACCGUCACUGAGAACCGCCUCUCAGUGGCCACCGUGGAGAAGCUGCUGCGCCACACAGCCGGGCUGCGCAGCUUAGAAUAUGAGUAUUACCCGGUCCCCCGGGAGUGUUACACGACGCUGGGCACUGUCCACUGGGACAGAUUCGCCCUGGUCCGGGCUGAGCUGAAGGGGAUUCUGAGGGAGUUAGGACAGCCCAGGACCAUCAAGCUUGCCACCGACAGGGGCUACAUCGAGUUUUAUGAAGUUGCAUUUUCAUGA
This is a messenger RNA of Pipistrellus nathusii (Nathusius's pipistrelle), 1662 nucleotides long. NCBI's taxonomy places the organism in Eukaryota, Metazoa, Chordata, Mammalia, Chiroptera, Vespertilionidae. The record is from the annotation of a GenBank genome assembly.